AUGGUGUUAUUGGUGACGAAUUUUCAAAAGCUGGAGCGAGAAGCAAGAAUAUGCAGGAAACUUCAACACCCAAAUAUUGUAAGACUACAUGACAGUAUACAGGAGGAAAAUUUUCACUACCUCGUAUUCGACUUAGUUACCGGUGGCGAGCUUUUCGAGGACAUUGUCGCGCGAGAAUUUUACAGUGAAGCCGAUGCUUCUCAUUGUAUCCAACAAAUCUUGGAAAGUGUUCAUCACUGCCACCACAAUGGCGUUGUGCACAGAGAUCUCAAGCCCGAAAAUCUCCUUUUGGCAAGUAAGGCAAAGGGAGCGGCUGUUAAGUUGGCAGAUUUUGGAUUGGCGAUAGAGGUACAAGGUGACACACAGGCAUGGUAUGGUAAGUACCACUAUACGCGUUUAAUAUAA
This is a messenger RNA of Copidosoma floridanum, 405 nucleotides long. RefSeq names its product Calcium/calmodulin-dependent protein kinase II (gene CaMKII). The record is from RefSeq and is a predicted model, not a curated record. NCBI's taxonomy places the organism in Eukaryota, Metazoa, Arthropoda, Insecta, Hymenoptera, Encyrtidae. Gene Ontology annotation, biological process: protein phosphorylation. Gene Ontology annotation, molecular function: calmodulin binding; calcium/calmodulin-dependent protein kinase activity; ATP binding.